Vespula pensylvanica (western yellowjacket) is the source of this 3151-nucleotide messenger RNA. RefSeq names its product histone lysine demethylase PHF8-like. The transcript is spliced from 13 exons. Gene Ontology annotation, molecular function: transcription coregulator activity; histone demethylase activity. Gene Ontology annotation, biological process: protein demethylation; regulation of transcription by RNA polymerase II. The record is from RefSeq and is a predicted model, not a curated record. Bases 72 to 2873 code for a protein of 933 amino acids. Lineage: Eukaryota; Metazoa; Arthropoda; Insecta; Hymenoptera; Vespidae.
CUUUUAAUGAAAUACUGAUAGUACAUAACUGUACUUGGUGAAUACAUACAGUUUAGUAUCUACUAACAAAAAUGGAGAUACCAGUUACGUAUUGUUUGUGUGGUCGUUCUUAUGAUGCCGAACAAUUUAUGAUACAAUGCGAUAUUUGCAAGGAAUGGUACCACGGCGGGUGUGUAACUCUAAAAGAGUACAUGUCAAUAGACCUUGAUAAAUAUCAUUGUCCUAAAUGCGAAACGAUAUGUGGUCCGUCUAUCAUGAAAACUAGAUUGAAUUGGCACAGACACGAUUAUACCGAAGUAGAUGCAGAUUCUAAACCUGUUCAAACUGGAACUCCAGUAUUCAUUAGAGAAUUGAAAUCCAGACAUUUUCCUAAAGCUGAUGAUAUAGUUAAACAUGUCAGGGGACAACAAUUAACGUUGCAGUAUCUACAAACUAAUGGAUUUGAGACACCUAUCAUUAUCGACGGCAAAGAUGGUCUUGAUAUGAGCGUACCUCCUCCGAACUUUAGCGUUUAUGACGUUGAAAGUUAUAUAGGUGGAGAUCGUGAAAUGGAUGUGAUAGAUGUUACAAGACAAAGUAACAUUCGAAUGAAAUUACGAGACUUCGUAGAAUAUUACAAUUCCCCUUGUCGGACAAGGGUUUUUAAUGUGAUAAGUCUCGAAUUUACAAAUACUGGUCUUUCACCAAUGGUCGAAGCACCAUACAUCGCGCGCAAACUUGACUGGGUAAACUCUGUUUGGCCACGCGAUUGGCCCGAGGAAAGCGAUAUAAAGCGUCCUGAAGUACAAAAAUAUUGCCUAAUGGGAGUCAAAGACAGUUUCACAGAUUUUCAUAUAGAUUUUGGUGGGACUUCCGUGUGGUAUCAUGUAUUAAGGGGGGAAAAAGUGUUUUACCUUAUAAAACCGACACCAGCAAAUUUACAAUUAUAUCAGCACUGGAUGUGCAGUUCAACACAGAGUGAAACUUUCUUUGGAGACCAGGCUGAUGCAUGUUACAAAUGCGUUAUUAAACAGGGCCAGACUAUGAUGAUACCAACUGGUUGGAUACACGCUGUCUUAACUCCAGUUGAUUCUUUGGUUUUCGGUGGAAAUUUUGUACACAGUCUCAAUAUUCCUAUGCAGAUACAGAUAUAUGAGUUGGAAAGAAAGAUGAAAACUCCUACCAAAUUUCAAUAUCCUGGCUUUGAAACGGUUAAUUGGUUUGCUGCAAAGAAAUUGCUCAAAGAACUGAAGGAAUUAAAUAACGAAGAAAAGAAAUGUCCGCCAUAUUUUUUACAAGGUGUUAGAGCAUUAUUAAGUAUUUUAAAACAAUGGAACACUGAUAAAGACUACAAUAUGGUCAGCAGAAGUCAAAUACCGGAUACGAUAAAUAGUCAAAAAUUAUUGAAAGACUUUAGCAAAGAAAUACGACAUGCGGAGAGAUAUUUAAUGUCAUUAAAUCCUCCUAAACCGGAACGUGAAAGUAAACGAAAGAAAAAGAAGCCGUUGAAUAAAGAUUUCGUAGAUUACGAUGUUGCAGAUAAAAUGGCAGAAAAUCCUUUUAAAGCGACGUUAAAGGAAACGAAUAAAGUUGGGACUUUAAUUAACGAUAAUAUGUCGACUAAUCGACCGCCAUUAAAAUUAACUUUAUCGAAACCCGUAAUGUACCCUUACGUUAAAAAUACUUCAAUGGAAGAGAAACAUGUUAAUAAUUCUACACAGAAACGUACAGCCAAGCCAGGAAAACAAAGUCCAACUGUAAUCAGAUUUAAAUUAGGAAACAACGAAGUUGUUAGAAGUACAAACGAUAAUAUCAACUUACAAAAUAAUUUUCCGUCGAAUCAUACUACUGUAGUAACGAAAGAACUUGCUUGGAAUCGAACAUCCGUAUAUGAUUUUCAUGACGGUAGCAAUGAAAGUGAUUAUGGUAGAUUUACUAUAGACGAGUCUCCGAAAAGAAGAAGAAAUUCUAAAAGCAACACGCAGAAACGAUUUAAGAGAGAUUACGAUGGCGAUGUCGACGUUUUGAAUGAUAUGCCAAAAAAUGGUAUUGAGGAAUUAUUAAAAGCAUCCGCGUAUACAUUGGGAAAUGCUCCUCAAAGAUUAGACAUUACACCAUCCACGAUUCCGCAGUACAGUCAACCUGUGCCACCACCUCCUACAGGUAUUUAUAAAUUGAAAACGGCUAGUUCUGACAGGGCAUCACCAUCGACUCGUGAAGCCAUUGCCGGGAUGUUAUCAUUCAGCGAGCAGUGUUACUCGACAACGUCGACUAACUCCACGAAAUCAACAAAAACGGAAAAGACACAACGUAACAACGACAAUGACGAUGACGAUCAAUUAAUAGAAAAUAUUGAUAAAGUUCAUCAAGAUGAUGAUUUCAUUUAUCCGGCUUUGGAUGCUUCUGACGACGAAGAUUAUAUUUUCAAGCCAAAAGCAAAAAGUCAGAUAGAUGAAGCAUGGAAUCCGAAAGCCAGAGUCGGACCACUCUUGCCGAAGACAAAUCGACCGGCAAGAGAAGGAGUCAGGAAGACUUCUGUCGAAAAGGGAUUGGAAGCAGCAGCUGCAAAAAGGGCAAAACAAGCGGGUGAAUAUCUGGAUAACGACAUGGACAAGAUUACGAAGAAGAAAUUGAAUACAACGAAGAGGACGUAUAAUAAGAAAAAACAAAAGGACACGUCUGUAACGUCUGGGCCAACUCCAAUUGUAUCUACAGAAAACAUUGUGAAAACUAGCACUGCAUAUGGAUCAAUAUUGACAAGUCCAAAUAGGCUGAAAGAUGUUAAGGCUAAGUUAGCUGCACCAGUUCCAAUUGAACGUAAACCUAGAAAGGGAAUGAAAACGGCUAAACAACGUUUGGGAAAAAUUUUAAAACUUCAUAAAAUGAUGCAUUAGAGAGAACAAAUUCUGACAUUGAUAAUUAUACAUCACAUCAUUCUUUCAUUGAUAGAUUAAACACGUAGUAGAUGUAAAGUGCUAAUAUAAAUUGUAAAUAUAUAUCGGAUAAUUCGAAAAGGUGAUACACCUUAUAUUUAUUAUUGUAUCGUUUAAUAGUUAUUUUCUUGUCAGUUUCUUAAAUUCAUUUAACGUUUUAUCAUUUUUUUUUUCUUCUUUUUUUUUCCCCAGAAAUGAUCGAACCGUUUUUAAUAUUCGUAUUACAUUUAAUAUUCGUA